Cydia fagiglandana is the source of this 2945-nucleotide messenger RNA. RefSeq names its product bifunctional coenzyme A synthase (gene Ppat-Dpck). Lineage: Eukaryota; Metazoa; Arthropoda; Insecta; Lepidoptera; Tortricidae. Gene Ontology annotation, biological process: coenzyme A biosynthetic process. The transcript is spliced from 10 exons. Gene Ontology annotation, molecular function: ATP binding; dephospho-CoA kinase activity. The coding region runs from base 281 to 1918 and encodes 545 amino acids. The record is from RefSeq and is a predicted model, not a curated record.
UUCAUAUAUUAACAUAAUUAGGUAUUGUAUGGUGUUGGUAUUUAUUAGUUUCAUUUGAACAGUGCGCCUAUGUAAUCAUACAGCAGUUUUUUAGUUAUCAAAUUUAGACUAUAUCAAACGAUAUAUUGUAUAUAAAAUAAACGAGUAAAUAUAUUCUUUCGAACUUUAGUCCAUUGUGUAAACAUACCAGUGUAAAAUGUAGAUAAGUAAAGGCUUUAGUGGUGUAGAACCUUAUCAAUAUUAUCAUAUGUAAAAAGUAACCUUUGUACUGUACUAAAGAAUGUUUAGUUUUAAUCUUAGCCUUUCGUUUAUUGUGGUAUUGCUGUCAUUACUCAUAUCUUAUGUCUUUGUCGCGUUGAACAAUAAUUCAGAUAUGAAAAUGGGAAAAAAUGGUUUAUUGUUUGUGUCAAAUGCUGCAAAAGCGCACAAUUAUUGCUUGAAGGCCUCACAGUUUGUUCAAAAAGUGCUGUACAUAAAGAUAAAUGAGAAUUCUCUUAACACCUUACCAGUUCUUAGUAGCCAGAUAUCUAAUAUUUAUACAAGGACAUCUUCAUAUUCCAAAUUAGAUGUACGACUGAUAAUUAAACCUGUGGAUAGAGUUAAAAAUAUUAGGACAUACUAUCCCAUAGACCUCUUACUCUAUGAUAAUGAGCUAUCCUCAGAGAUUGAAAAGCUGAAGAAAUCAGCGGAGAGCCUUAAAACUGACUAUCAGAUACAAAGUAUUGAACAAGAUGGCGAACUUGAAACUUUCAAUGAAGAGCCUGUGAAGCAAUAUGAGUAUGUGGCACUGGGUGGCACAUUCGACCGGCUGCACAAUGGGCACAAAAUACUGUUAUCACAGGCCGUGCUGCGCUCGACCAAGCAUGUCACUGUGGGGGUUACUGAUGUCAACAUGAUUCAGUAUAAACGUUUUAUUACAGCCAAAAAGCUAUUUGAAUUGAUAGAACCGACGGAAACGAGAAUCAAAGCUGUGUUAGAUUUCCUUACUGAUAUAAAUCCCGACCUAGAGUACAAUGUGCUGCCCAUACAUGAUUUGUAUGGACCCACCAAAGAUGACCCUAAAUUUCAGCUAAUAGUAGUAAGCGAAGAAACCCAACGCGGCGCACAAAAAAUCAACGAAAAGCGACAAGAGAACGGUCUGCCAUUAUUAGACACUUACGUCAUCGGCCUCGCACAGGACUCGAGUCCGCAGCGCUCUCACGAAGAGGAAGAGAAAGUGAGCUCCAGCAACCAGCGGAUGCGGUUACUGGGAACUAUGCUGAGGCCGCCUGUUGAAAACAAAAAUAUACCCGCGUGGCCUUACGUGAUCGGACUGGCUGGUGGCAUCGCCAGCGGAAAAAGCAAUAUUGCAGAGAAAUUAAGGUUAAAAGGCGCCGCCAUUGUGAACUGCGACCUGAUAGCUCAUGACUUGUACAAGCCAGGGCUUCCGCUGAAUCAGACCGUGGCCGAUGCCUUCGGGAGAGACAUUAUUACGGACAGCGGCGAGGUGGACCGGCGGAAACUGGGGCAGAUCGUAUUUAGUGAUAAGGACCAAUUAGAAAAGUUAAACCAACUUGUAUGGCCUGCAGUGAUCGAGGAGGCCCAGAGAAGGGUACGGGCUCUCGGGCAGGAAGGGUACAGGGUGGUGGUGAUAGAGGCGGCCGUGAUGGUGCGCGCCAAGUGGUACACCCAAUGCCACCAGCUGUGGGCCGUCAUUAUACCGCCAGAGGAGGCAAUCAAAAGACUACAAGAGCGCAACGGCCUCACAGAAGAAGAAGCGAGACAACGCAUAGAAUCCCAGCCUUCGAACCAAGAGCAAGUGUCGCUAGCUAACAUAGUCUUCAGCCCGUAUUGGAGCUACGAGUACACGCAGAUGCAGAUCGAUCGCGCAUGGCAACACUUGCAGGAGUUAUUGGACAGCAGAAAGUGUAACUGCUAACAAUAUGUUGUUAAUCCUUUGAACGCCACGCCUAAGAGCGUUUUCACAUUGUCCGAUCCGAUAUCGGAUGUCUAUCUAUCCGCGUAGUCGGGCCACGGCGGCGCCGUCUUUAGCGUGACCGCUACAACAUUAUGCCUACACAUACGCACACCAACAAAUAUUAUCGGUACGACAGCUGACGGGGGCUCCAACAUGGCUGAAUUUAUCGGAAGCGCCUUUCCGAUAUCGGAUGCCGGAAGGCGCCUAAGACAAAAACAGCUGCAGGAGAAUGCCAUUGGCAUCAAGUCCGCCUUUUUUGCUUUGUCUAUCGUUGCUUAGUGAUAAUGUUUUUUUUUAUAAAUAAAUACAGAGAAACACAUAUUUCUUACAUUUUACUUCAUUCCGACAUCCGAUAUCGGAUCGGACGUGUGAAAACGCUCUAACACGGGCGUCGCGUCAACGUGAACCCAUUUGUUACAGAAAUGUGUAAGAUUUCGAUGAUGGUUACCUUUUGUGUAAGGAAUUCGAAUAUGCCUCAGACAAUUAACAGUUGAUAUUUGAAUUGAUUCGGAACCAUAGACAAUCUGUGCUCUGAAUUGAGACCCGUUGUGGACAUAUUUUACAGGCAAUAAUAGAAAUUUAAGGAAAUGCCAUGUUAUACAUAUGUAUUUAUUGUUUAAAGAAAUUAUGGUUCGUUUAUUUAAUGUAAGUAUCAAUGUUUUGGAGUUCAUUUUAAACAUAUCGGUGGGUGGUAAAAAAACAAACGCUAUUGCUGUCUUUUACUAGCGUAAUCGUGCCUAUACACUUUAUCUGAUAAUGUCUCCAAAUAAAUACGGCGUAAAUGAAUAGUUACCAUUAUUACGCCAAUCUCUGUCUAUCAAUUCUAUCAUACUUAGUACUUGGGUACUUGUAGUAAGAAACAAAUGCACGACAUGCCUUUUCAUCACACUCGCUCAGUAAAUGUGGAAUUGCACGCAGGUUUAGCGGGAGUUAUAGAAAAAGCGUUCUCCCUAGGGAGUUAUGAAGUUUCUAGUGCCAUACUUAAGAG